GUCACAAUUUUUUUUUCUUUAAAAAAAUUAUAGCAUUUGAUUACAACUGUCUUCUUUUCACACAUAAAACAUGCCAAAAAUCUCAAGAUCCAAAUCAAAAAAAGUCGAAAAUCCUGUACGUUUAAGAAAAUUUGCAGUUUCUGAGAAAGAAGUAUUGGAAAAAAUCGUUACUGACAAUGGAGAGAUCAAAACUGUUCCAAAUAAAAGUCAAGAAGUAGCGAAAAAAGACCAAAAAAAGAAAGCAAGACAUGAAGCCUGGUUAGAAAAACUUGAUCAUGCGUAUAAUGUAAAAAAGAAGUUACAAAAGAAAGAGAAUAAAAAGAAAAAUGGGCUUAAAACUGAUUUAAGUAGUAUUCACGAUAUUUUGAAUGACAUUGAGAUCAAGCCCAAAUCAGAACUUGAAAGUAAAGCAACACAUGCUAAAAAGCUUGAACAACCUAUUAAACAAGCAGCCAUACCCUCUAAUAAAAUCAGGUCUAAAAAAGCAAAGAAACAGGCCGAAAUGCAAGAGAUUUUACGAAUGCAAAAAGUUAUGCAACACAGCGCAUUUAAACAAAAUCCAUUAGCAACUAUCCGACAACAUAUAGAAAACACAUUUAACACUUAAUUUAGUAUUAUUACUUUAUAUAAUAUUUUGGAAAUAGAUACACCUUUUUUUUUUCUUUUAUACAUUUUCACUAAAGGCUUUAAAAUUUGCUUUUCCAGUUGUAUUUCUUCACUUUUCCACUAGUAUAAUCAGUUUAACAAAGAC
Cokeromyces recurvatus is the source of this 751-nucleotide messenger RNA. Its product is annotated as ribosome biogenesis protein SLX9-domain-containing protein. The record is from RefSeq and is a predicted model, not a curated record. The transcript is spliced from 4 exons. Gene Ontology annotation, biological process: maturation of SSU-rRNA from tricistronic rRNA transcript (SSU-rRNA, 5.8S rRNA, LSU-rRNA). Bases 71 to 607 code for a protein of 178 amino acids. NCBI's taxonomy places the organism in Eukaryota, Fungi, Mucoromycota, Mucoromycetes, Mucorales, Mucoraceae. Gene Ontology annotation, cellular component: preribosome, small subunit precursor; 90S preribosome; nucleolus.